Molecule: messenger RNA, 4213 nt
Organism: Asparagus officinalis (garden asparagus)
Lineage: Eukaryota; Viridiplantae; Streptophyta; Magnoliopsida; Asparagales; Asparagaceae
Product: AT-rich interactive domain-containing protein 2-like
Exons: 4
Coding region: 299-1438 (379 amino acids)
Source: RefSeq, a predicted model, not a curated record
GAUAUGUAUUAGAUCUAGAUGUAUGGAGUCGAGUCACUCAUCGAUGCUGCAAAAAUCUUUUUUUCUUUAAAAAAAAAUUAUUUUCUGUUUGAAAUUUUGCAAGAAAAGUUUCAGCUCGGCUCGAUUCCAUCUGUAUUUUCGAUCUCGUUGAUUACUGUAUAUAUUUCGUCGUUCUGACCCUUGCGAUAAUUCGUAAUUGCGGAGGCUACUGCUUCUCCUCAAAAUCCUCAAUUUUGCUUCCUAAAAAAAAAUUCAAUUUUUUUUAGGGAGGCUCCCGCGCUAAUCGAAUAUAUCCCCAAUGGGCGAGGUCUCUCUGAGCCCCUGCGCGGGCUGCAACAGUGCCGAGGCCAAGAUCCGCGCUCUUUUAGAUCACAUCACGAAGAGUUUCUUGGACGAUCCGGCCAAAUUCCUAGGGUUUGAAAUCCCGAAAUCAGGGCCCGCUGACUACUCCGAGCUCUUCCAUCGGUGGGUCCGGAAAUUCGAAACGGAUGCAGAUUCUUCCGAGUCGAGGCCCUCUGCUAUGUGCCCGGAUCUGAAGAAGAGGAUCGAGGCGCUCGUGUACGAGCUGUUGAGUGAGAGAUACGGAGUUGCGAAGAGGAAAAGGGAGCCGGCGUCGGAUAUGUUGGCAUCGCUCAGGUGUUUCGCCGCUAACCCUUCCUUUGACCGGGCAGGAAGACGCCGGGAGGGCUGGGUCGACGAGGUUCUCAGGGCACGGAAAGCUUUGUUUCGGAGGGAUGAGGACGGCUGCAGCGCUCUGGGGCUUCCUUUUCUGAAAAAGCAGAAAACACAUAAAUUUCUUCGUGCAACAGACAAUAGUCCAGGUUCACCUCAUUUGGUAAACGAGCCAAUAAGAAGGUCUAAACGAGCAUUGCUAAAAAUCGGUGGAGGCGAAUUUUCAAGAAAACGCAUUCCUCUUGGUCCCUUCUUUCAGGCUGAUGUACCUGAAUGGGCAGGUCCACCAAGUAAAAAGGAUUUACUGGAUGAUACCUAUAAGUGGCUGGGAACCAAACUUUGGCCAAUAGAAGGUGAUAAUAGACAAUUCGAUGUGGAAGUUAUUGGUAAAGGAAGGUCAGACUCGUGUGAUUGCACUUCUCGAGGGUCUGUUGAGUGCAUCAGAUUCCACCUAAACAAGGCGAGGUUUCAGUUUAAGUCUGAAUUGGGUCCAGCUUUCUUUAGUUUAGGCUUUGAUGACAUGGGUGAAGAAGUCUCUAAAUCAUGGACACAAGAGGAACAGAUGACAUUCGAUGAUCUUGUGAGACAGAAUCCAUCAUCAGAGGGUAAGAGCUUCUUUGAACCUGCUCUGGAGUACUUCACUGCCAAAAGCAGGCGAGAUAUUGUGAGCUUUUACUUCAAUGUAUUUGUUCUACGGUGGAUGAGCAUCCGAACCAGGCUGGGUGCUUGGACAGUUGAUAGCUGCGAUGACGAAAACUUUGGAUGAAGUUGAACAGAAUGGAAGGUCACAUUGGGCAUCAUACUUCACAAGGUUGAAAAUGAUGUCUCAGAUUUUUCUCUCCUUUUCACACUGAUAGUAAAUUGUUGCUUAUCUGCAGCUUCAAGCGCAUCUAAGCUGUGUAUUAAGUUUCUGAAAUUAGCUUCCUUCUACGUUAGUAUAGACAACACUUCUGCAACAACCAAUCAGAGAUGAGAGAAAAUGUGGUGAAAAGGAUAUAAGAUGACCCUUACUAUAAAUAUUUUGGUGGGCCCCGGACAUUUCCAAUUAUAAUUUGACAUAGCUAGACCUCUGCCAAUUGACAAGUGCUUGCACUCCACCCUCUUGACUUGAGUAAGCUUGAACAGAGGGCAUAUGUAGAAGGUGUCUUACAAAAUAUUGACAGUUUCUGCUGAUUUGUUAUUUGGCAUUUAAUGAUAGAUUAUUACUAGUGGGCGGUGAUAAGUUGAGCUUCUGAGAUUAUGGGAGAGAAGGUUCAUUGCACUUAAAAAUUUCAUGCCAGAGGAGAAGUUUACACUGUUUACACCAAGUAUGCUCUGUUGGCAGCAUCGUGAUCUGGAGACACAUUGAUUCUUGGUUUGAAAUGCAACUUAUAUUCAUAAUCUUGCUUUUAUUUGUACGGUGUUGAAUAGUCUGCCUCAGGUGGAACUACUCACGAGUCACGAUAUUAGCCUUCCUAUUCAUUGUUGGGUUGGGCCUAUUGGCCAAUUACCUUUAGUUAUGAUUUUGUAUCAAAGUGAUUAUAGUGUUAUACAACCCGAAAUAUGUUCCAAAAACUAGCAUUUAUAUCCUAGCACUCAUUAGUAGAUAGGGUCUUCUAUGCGAUGGAGCUGCUUAAAGUGAAUUCCUGUGUAGAGCAGCGUAUGCUAAAUAGCCAUGAAUGAGCUUCAUUGAACUGUAAUUGACAAUGUCGGUCACCCCUGAAUCCUUGUUCCUAGACUUCAUGAGCUAUAAACUUGUUGCAGAAAGCUCUUUUUUUUUUCACUUGGUGCUAUCCCUAUGGUUUACUCUGGUUUGCUGUGGAAAGUUGAAAACCGUCAAGGAUUUUUGUCUUCCCUUUUGAAUCAUAAAAUUCAUAAAAGAUUGAGAGAGUCCAAAUUAUACUCCAGUAACAUACUUGGGUAUGAUUUUAUACAAGUUUUUUAUUAGAAAAGGUUAACAUUAGCCUUCCGAACCAUGCAGAAGCAUGAUGUAAAUCCAUGGAUGAAGGAUAAAUCCACAAAAAUUGCAGGGUCAAGAAGAGGUGGAUGUCUGGUUUUUGUUGAGACUUGGAAUUAUAGCUUCUCCUCUUUUUUUAAAGCUUUACCCAUAUUUAUAAUUAUAGGUAUAUGCUACAUUAUUUCAAGUUGCCAAGAAAAUGUAAUCUUUUCCAGAACUCUGUCCAACUUCUAACUUCUUUCCUCUUUUGAUCUUAUUCCAUAUCUUGAUCCCCCAUUUUGAUCUAGGCCAUAGAUGAUAUUUGCGAAGUUGAACCACAAUCGUUGUCCAGUAACUUAAUGUUGUCGGACCAGUAACUUGUAGAUUAAGCUGUUUGCAAAAUCUACCUUGUUGGUUAAGUUUUCAUUCCAAGUGGUUAUCCAACAUAGACAAACCCUGGUUACUUGUGUCAGAAAAAUAUCAAGAACAUUAACCGUUGUGAUCUGCAUUUUUUUUCCCUUCAAUGUUUCUAUGCUUAACUCAACUUAGAGAGCUCCUACAUCAGCAUUGUACAGGAAAAAAAAGCUUCCAUAAGCUUGCUCGAGCUAUCAGACUUGAAAGCUGAUUCCUGUUUAGCUUUUCCUUCUUCGCUCUAUGUUGUUUCUCUCCUGGUGAAGAAUCAGCCACCGUCACCUUUGUUUUGAGAGAGAGAUCUCUUGGCUCUUAUUCUCAAAUGAUGUGCUGGAAACGGUCUUCAAUGGACCUGCCUUGCGAAGUCCACUCAUAACUUGCCCUAUGUCUCAAGUAAUUCUAGUUUUGUGCGGAACAUAUUUGGUUCCAUGCUUUGGCUCUGCUCUUGAAACCAAAAGUUUAUUUCUAACCGAAUAUCCAGGGAAUGGACAAUCUGAAUUAUGAAACAAUGGAAAUUAUUCUGCAAAAUGUACUCAUGUUUGUAAGAAGCUUUUGUUUGUGUUGAUCUUCAAACUCACACACAUGCAUGAAAUUAGAACUUUUAGCUCGUUGCACUUGCUUUAUUACCAAUAAAAGGGAAAACCAAUUGAGAUGGGAAUGGAUCCAUUCCUUGCUUUUCUUUUUCUUUUUUUGUCCUACGGACCAAAGGGUGAUGAUACCUAUGCAGCCCAAUCUAACUUUUAUUACAGUGGACGCCACACUCUCAUAUGAUGAGUCUAUUUUGCGAACUCCAAGGCGUUGCCCUGCAUCAUGCAGCCCCUCCAGCUUUUCAUAGUGCCGGGGGCCAAAGAGCUCUUUGGAAUAUUGCACAUCCCUAAGAGUGAUUUGCUUAGAAAUUGUCCCCCAUUCUCGUGUUCUUCUCCUAUGCCAAACAAUGGAUCCCUUCAUUGGGAUUCUCCUACCAUGUGUAUGUAUAUAAAAAGGCACAGUUGUAGGCUUGUAGUAUAGUUGAAGCGUGGUUUAAUUAAAGGGGGGCUUUUAAUUAAGUUAGUCGUGGUCGUCGUCUUCGUCAUCAUCAUCAUGUGGCCUCUAAAAGUUGUGAACCCUUAAGACUUUGAGUUGGGGACGGGUGGAAGCUUGUGCAGAAAUUGCUGAAAAAAGAAGGCUGCUUUGCUCAACGCUCAUCGGGAUCAAGAGCUAGGCCCAAGUAAUACC